This is a messenger RNA of Racocetra fulgida, 232 nucleotides long. The record is from the annotation of a GenBank genome assembly. NCBI's taxonomy places the organism in Eukaryota, Fungi, Glomeromycota, Glomeromycetes, Diversisporales, Gigasporaceae.
UUUUUGUAAAAUUCUUAUCAAUGAUACCUUUUUGCAAAAAUUGGAAGAGUUGAAAGAACUAGCCAGAACAAAAGCUGAAAAUGUAAAAAAAAAAAAGAAAGCUGCAGCCCAAAAACAGGCAGAGAGAGAAAAACAAAAGGUUGAAGCUAAACAUAGAAAAGAAAAAAAAGCUGAAGCUGAAUGUCGAAAAGAAGAAAAAAUGCAAAAAAAAUUGAGUAAAAAAAAUAAGUAA